Oncorhynchus kisutch (coho salmon) is the source of this 3107-nucleotide messenger RNA. RefSeq names its product granzyme-like protein 2. The transcript has 5 exons. Gene Ontology annotation, molecular function: serine-type endopeptidase activity. The record is from RefSeq and is a predicted model, not a curated record. Gene Ontology annotation, biological process: proteolysis. Lineage: Eukaryota; Metazoa; Chordata; Actinopteri; Salmoniformes; Salmonidae. The coding region runs from base 69 to 779 and encodes 236 amino acids.
UAAGAGACUGAAGGACAUUUCUCACAGGUCUCCAACCACAUCAAUUGCUCAACUGAACUCCAUUCACUAUGGGCAUUCCACUGAACCUGGGUACUCUGGUCCUAAUGCUCAUUUUCUACAGCGAAGUGCAUGCAGGGCGCAUCUAUGGGGGCAAGGAGGCCGUGCCUUACAGUAGACCCUACAUGGUCCUCCUGGAGAGGGCUACCACCAACAUCCUGAAGCCCAAAAACUGUGCUGGCUUUCUAGUGAGAGAGGACUUUGUGAUGACUGCUGCCCACUGCAAUGGGAGAUCCAUUAAGGCCAAGCUGGGAGUCCACAACGUGCAACAGGAAAGCGCUCAGGAAAUGUUUGUGAAAAAGGCAUUUCCACAUCCACAUUAUGAUAAUGAAGAACAUGAUAAUGAUAUCAUGCUACUCAAGCUGGAGAAGAAUGUGCUUGUCACCAACCGUGUGAGACCCAUUGGCCUCCCGCAGACAGAAGAUGAGGAGGUGCCCAAGGACUGUCUGGUGUCAGGCUGGGGCUUCAAUAUCAGGGGAGUAAACAAAGGAUCCUCUGUGCUACUGGACCUCAACGUGACACUGGUUGCGAGUCAAGUAUGCUCAGACAACCAUGCGUUCUGCUCUUCAGGACUAAAUGGACCUGCUCAGGGAGACUCCGGAGGUCCAUUGGUCUGUAACGGUAUGGCCUAUGGGGUGGUGUCCUGCUCUAUAGACAAACUCUACAUUUACACGCGCAUCCCUGACUACCUGGACUGGAUCACCAACACCAUGAAUAAUUGAUACGACACUGACCAGAAACCUCUACAGUUUGUUCAUUUGUUCACCCAGGUCCCUAGAAGCAUGAUUAUGAGACUGCAGAAUCUGAAUGUGUUUAUGAUGCUUUCUGAUUGAUUUAACGGUGCUGGUUAAUGUCUGUGUGCCUUCAUGCAGUAAGCCAAAGAUUGUUAGUAUAACCUCCUUGUUCUGUGUUGAAGCCUCUGAAUUUCCAUCUGUCAAACAAUGCUUUCAAGUCCUGUUCUGUGCUGCAGCUGUUUUAAAUCUUAAAUUGUGAAUCGUGGGAUUAAAUAAGUAGAGAGUUGAUGUUAUUGAGCAUAUUUAUUUUGUGAAUAUCAAUAUGAGCAAACUGAGAAGAGGUGUUUUGAUCAAGUUGUCCCUUAAACAGUGAGGCAAUCACACAAUGCUUACUGCAUUUUGGAGUAGGCUAUAUUGAAAAUAUAUGAGCAGUAAAAGACAUCGAGCAUAUCAAAAAUCUUAACAAGACUGCCCCCUUGUGCACAUCUGAAUAACAUACAGUCCAUGUAAAAUACAUUAAAGGCCCAGUGCAGUCCAAAACGUUUUAUAUAUAUUUCCACACUAUGAGAUUGGAAUAAUACUGUGAAAUUGUGAAAAUUAUGAUAAUGCCCUUUUAGUGUGAGAGCUGUUUGAAAAGGCUGCCUGAAAUUUCAGCCUGCCUGGUGACAUCACUUAGUUAAUAGACCCAUAGGAAUGAGUUCCAAACCUCUCUGCCCAUAACAGUUAGUUUUCAGUUUUCCCCUCCCCACUCAGACUCCCAGACAGUCCUAGUAAAAUUCUUGCUUGAGAAACUGUUAUUUGCUAAGAUGCUAUUUUUGUUAUUUUUGACCAUUUUAAUUGAAAACAGGUACUUAAAGGGUAUCCACCCCAAACCACAAAUGCCCAUGAUUAACAGUGUUAAAUAACACUAAUAUGUGAAAACAAUAUUUUUGGUGAACAAAUGUUUCGUUUUCUCAUUAUAAUAAGCUUGGUAGCAACAUGAGAAAAUGGUUGUUGAAAUCUGUUGAAGCUAAAAACCCACAAUGUAAUACUUUCUCUGGGCUGUCUAGGUAGCUAAGCUAGCAAACGUAUAAUACCAAAGUCAAUAUCAGCAUGUGAAUUAACUAGCUAGCUGUAAAAUCGCUUAAACUGCACUAUCAAUUUAGGAGUCUAUUUCACCGAAUUCAACCUGCAAUUAUCUCUGCCUAGAGCACUGAGGCACAAUAAAAAUGGCCCAAAGCAAGGGCAGAUGACGUUGCUACGGCAACAAUUGCCUUUCCCAUGUUUCCCACAGACACACAAGGCGCAUUGCGAGAAGGAAAAACUGAGUUGAAUAAUUGAUUGAGCACAUCUAAGCGAAAUAUAUACUUUGUCAUAAUGAUAUAAACGGAUGGAUGUGUUAUAGACACAUAUGCCCAUACCAUAUAUUGGCUGAUUUGGCGAUCUGGAGUGCAGGUAAUUGUUUUAAAAGCUUUAUGAAAUGUGAUAGCAUGUUAUCCUCUAUUUCCAGUGAAGAGAACCAUGUAUCUAUGACGCAUUCCUACACGAUUUCCUGAUUUCACAGUAAAAAAAAAAAAAAGUACUUUUUUGUAUUUAUUAAUAAAUAUAUUUUUUUACAUUUUGAACACAUAAAAAAACAGAAAUAUACAAACAAGAGCACAUAAACCUAACAGACAAGGGGUAUUACAUAUCGAAUACAUUUUAAAUUUGUCAAACACUUUUAUGGUGUGUAUUGCUUUUUUGCUUUUACAUUUACUGAUCAUUUUUAAAUAAUAUUUAAAUUCUAUCUUAAAUAAUGUGAAGAGGGGUUUGUUCUCUGCCCACUUCAUUUUAUGGAUAAAGAAUCUUCCAUGAAAAAGAAACAAAUUAACAAUGAAAGUUAAAUCAGGGUUCAUAUCAUUUGGUUCAAAACAAAACAUAAUAUCAGUCUCUCAGAUUAACAUUAAUAGUCGUUUCUUUUCAAAUAAAAUCUAACUCUCUCCUAAAUCUUCUGACAUAAGAACAGUCCCAAAAUAAAUGGUCAAGAGUUCCUGGGUCACAACCACAAAAUACACACUUGUUAUCAAUAGCUAUUUUGAAUCUGUGUAUAAUAAAGGUCUUUACAGGGUAGAUUCUAUGAAUGAGUUUGUAUGAUACUUCUUUCACCUUAUUAGAUGUAAUGGAAUGCAGCCCUAGGACAAGUGAACUGGAACAAAGUGUUCUUGUCUGGCAAAUAUAGUAUAUCUAAUAAAAUGCUAUUUGAUACACCUCGGGAGUAAAUGUAACAUUGUAUGUUCUCAUGAAUUCUGGAUAAUCAUAUAGAAUAAAAUCAUCAUUAUUCAAUAAUUGUUUAACCCA